AUGGAUAUAAACCCAGUGAUACGAGUGUACUACGUCAUCGACGAGGUACUCCACAGGAGAGAUUGGGAGCGCUCUACCAAGGAUCUCUACAUCCCUCUGAAUCCCGUCAGGAACUCUGACGGCACAGACAGUCCUGAAAAAGCACCGCAUGCCGAACCCGAGUCCUCUAGCAUAGAAUGCCUUAAAAGUGAUGAAGUUAAACCCUGCAAGAAACAUCAUACUAACAUAAAGUCUUCUAAAAAGAAGGCUGAAGGGAACAAGGAGAAAGCCACCAGUGAUGAUAAGGAUUGUGACGUCACGGAACAAACGUUUUACAUCGGAGAUACAAUCGAGGAUUCAAAUUUCGAUAACACUGAACUAGAAAUUCGAAAUGAUAACAAUUUGAAAGUGGAAGAGAAGCCCGCCAAGGUUUGCAAAGCAAAAGAAGCUAAGCAGUCACUCAAUGAGUCGAUUCGGUCGAAGGAGCGGCCGAAGCCAGCCCUCAUGCCGCUAGCGGAACAUCAGCAUGCCUUUACGUUCAGCUUGGAUGAAGUCAUUGAGCGGCUGGAUACCCUGGAGCCGCUGGACCGAUCUGGAGCUUAUCACCACGGCAUAGAGUCGAGGAUUAGUGGGACCAGGUCUACUUAUCCACCGCCUUCAGUUGAGGCCGUGGGGUACGACGGCUGUGCUUGUUACCUGUCGGGCGAGGAGCGGGCGCCGGCGGGGAGUGAGGGCGGCGCGGGCGGUGCGGGGGCGCUGGGGUCGGCGCGUGGCGCGCGCGGCAUGCGAGUGACGGGGACAUACUGGCCCCGCCGUGUCGUCCUGAAUCUGGCGCUUUCUCUGAGUGAUUUAGAUCUGGAUUUGGAGGGAGGAGGAGCGGCCACCCCUUACGACGAGCUGCACCAGUAUGCCUCGCCGCAGAAGAAGGAGACCGCCAUAUAA
Messenger RNA from Manduca sexta (tobacco hornworm), 921 nucleotides. RefSeq lists its product as uncharacterized. The transcript has 4 exons. The record is from RefSeq and is a predicted model, not a curated record. The coding region runs from base 1 to 921 and encodes 306 amino acids. Lineage: Eukaryota; Metazoa; Arthropoda; Insecta; Lepidoptera; Sphingidae.